UGGAACAUGGCUCUCUCCAGAGGAUUGCGAUGCUGUCAGAGGGUUUUCUCUUGGAUCCCUGUUCUUAUUAUCACAGCCGUCGUGUUGUGGUCCUACUAUGCUUAUGUCUUCGAGCUAUGCCUCGUUACCAUCCCUAAUGCAUUGGAAAAAGUGGUUUAUUUACUGGUGUUUCAUGUCUGCUUUGCGAUGUUCUCCUGGACCUACUGGAAGUCCAUCUUUACUCCUCCUGCUACACCAUGUAAAAAGUUUCAGUUGUCAUACUCCGACAAGCAACGAUACGAGAUGGAGGAGAGACCAGAUGCUCAGAAACAAAUCCUUGUUGAUAUAGCAAGAAAACUUCCCAUUUUCACCCGAGCUCAAUCAGGAGCUAUCAGGUUCUGUGACCGCUGCCAGGUGCUGAAGCCUGACCGCUGUCACCACUGCUCCGUUUGUGAAACUUGUGUCUUGAAGAUGGACCAUCACUGUCCCUGGGUUAACAACUGCGUUGGUUUUUCCAACUACAAGUAUUUCCUUCUUUUUCUUGCGUUCUCCAUGCUGUACUGCGUAUUCAUUGCAGCAACAGUUUUUCAGUAUUUCCUCAAGUUUUGGGUGGGAGACUUGCCAAAUAGACCUGCUAAGUUCCACAUCCUCUUCCUCAUGUUUGUGGCGCUCAUGUUUUUUGUCAGUCUUAUGUUUCUCUUUGGCUACCACUGCUGGUUGGUUGCCAAGAACAGAUCCACUUUAGAGGCCUUUUCAGCUCCAGUUUUUGUCAGCGGACCAGACAGAAAUGGGUUUAAUGUUGGACUACGCAAAAACCUGCAGCAAGUAUUUGGAGAAGAUAAGAGACUGUGGUUCAUCCCCGUUUUUACAGGCCAAGGGAACGGCCACUACUUCCCUGUAAGGAGUCAGAGUUCUGAAUCUCACAACCCCUUGUUAGCUAAUGAGGACAUGUGGGAGGAGUCAGAUAAUGGGUCUGAAGAAGGAAGCUUGGUCGAGGAUAUCGACCCCUCCGUUACCAUAGAGAUGGAGGAAUAAUUACUACUUGUACAGAGGAUGUAAACUUUUAUCGCACAUACUGUGUAACCAUGAAGUGAAUGCAUUCCACGUGGGACGCUGGAGGCGGCGAAUCAAGAGGCUUACAGCCUGCAUUUGGAUCACGUUUGCCAAUUUUCCCCUGACGUUUGAGAUCAUGAUGAACGAAGAAACUCGAUGGAUAACCAGCAUAAACGUAACCUUUCCUUAAAGAUGAAUUAUUAGUUUUAUUAUGAAAAAUAAUUCAACCAAUACCUCAUCUAAAAAAUGCAUUUAAUGUUUUUUUUGUGAUAAUUUAUGUAGCUGAGAAAGUGGAAACAUCUCUUCAUGUU
Nematolebias whitei (Rio pearlfish) is the source of this 1343-nucleotide messenger RNA. It is a transcript of the gene zdhhc15b, whose product is annotated as zinc finger DHHC-type palmitoyltransferase 15b. The transcript has 11 exons. The record is from RefSeq and is a predicted model, not a curated record. Gene Ontology annotation, molecular function: protein-cysteine S-palmitoyltransferase activity. Gene Ontology annotation, biological process: protein targeting to membrane; synaptic vesicle maturation; peptidyl-L-cysteine S-palmitoylation. NCBI's taxonomy places the organism in Eukaryota, Metazoa, Chordata, Actinopteri, Cyprinodontiformes, Rivulidae. Gene Ontology annotation, cellular component: endoplasmic reticulum; Golgi apparatus. The coding region runs from base 7 to 1014 and encodes 335 amino acids.